This is a messenger RNA of Dendrobium catenatum, 1505 nucleotides long. Its product is annotated as methyl-CpG-binding domain-containing protein 11. Gene Ontology annotation, molecular function: DNA binding. NCBI's taxonomy places the organism in Eukaryota, Viridiplantae, Streptophyta, Magnoliopsida, Asparagales, Orchidaceae. The record is from RefSeq and is a predicted model, not a curated record.
AUUGGAAGCGAUUUGCAUCCGAGAGCGGGAAAUCAUCUUGUAGUUCGAGUUUGUGAAGAGAGAGAGGUUGCGAAUGGCAGGAGUGGUGAAGGCUGAUAGGCAGCAGGAGGUCGUCUCCGUUGAGCUGCCAGCUCCUCGUGGAUGGAAGAAGGAGGGUGAAGGCUAGAGAAGGUUGUGAAAAUAUACCAAUGAAGCUUCUUGCAGCUAGGAAUAUGCUAGGAGACCGCAUUCAGUAAUUUGGCAUUUUUGGCACUUCCUCAAUGAUAGCAGAUAUAAACAAGAGGAAGGAGUCCUAAGUUUCAGUGCAAGACUAUGAAAUGGUUAAAGCUGAAUACGUUUACUCCAAGGAAGGCUGGAACUCCAAAGAGGAACGAGAUAGUUUUUAUUUCUCCAACUGGUGAGGAGAUUAGAAACAAGAAACAGUUGGACCAGUAUAUUCGAUCCCACCCUGGUGGCCCUUCUUCUUCAGAAUUUGAUUGGGGAUCUGGUGAUACCCCAAGGCGAUCUGCUAGAAUUAGUGAAAAGACAAAGGCAAUGGAGACUCCGGAGGAAGAACCUCCAAAGAAGCGAGGAAGGAUUUCAAGCUCAAAGAAGGGAACCAGACAGAAAAAUGGUGUAGAUGAACAUGUGGAGGAUGAGGCACCAAAAAGUGAGGAGGCGGUAGCUACAAAAGCGGCAGAGAAAGUAGAAGGUGAUGUAAGAGAUGCUGUUGAUAGUUCAGUAAAAGAAGGCAAGGAUGACGCUUCUGCUGCUAAAGUUAUUUCGGAGGAUAGUUCUUCUAAAAUACAUUCAAAUGAAGGAACCAAACAUGAGAAAGAUGAUAUAAAUGCAGAUGUAGUAGAGGAUGAAGCACCGGAAAGCGAGAAGACUGCUACAGAUACAUUAGGGAGAGUAAAUGAUGCAGAUAUGAAAGAUGCUGAGGAUGAGGCUGCUACUAAAGCUAUUGCGGUGGAUAGUUCUGCUAAGGAAAAUUCAAAUGAAGGGAACAAACUGGAGAAAGAGGUAGAUUAUGGGGCACCAGAAAGUGAGAAAGGUGAAGCCACACAAGCACUAGAGACUAUAGAAGAUGUUGAUAUGAAAGAUGAUGUGGAGGGUUUAGUUAUAGGAGCGGAAGAGGCUGCUGCUAAAGUUAUUUCGGGCAAUAAUUAUGCUAAAAUUGAUUCAAAUGAAGGCACUAAACUGGAUGAAGUAGAUGAGGCACCGGAAAGUAAGAUAUCUACACAAGCACCAAAGAGCUUAGAAGAUGUAGAUCCGACAGAUGCUGAGGAUGCUUCUGUAAAAGAAGAGGAAGUUUCUGCUGCUAAAGCUAUAAUUUAUUCAAAUGGUAAGCCUGUGGAAGCUAAUAAAAAUGACGUGUAUCAAGAAUCUGCAGUAAAUCUAUCUGGAAAGGAAGAAAAUGAGCAGGAAAAACAGGCACAUGGAGAGCAGAGUAAAGACGCGACUUCCUUCCUAAAUGAUAAUUACAAAGGCGAGCAGGUUUCUCCUUCCCAAGCUAUUCCCACUGC